AUGGCUGAAUCCAGUGAAUCCGGACCGAUCGCGCGCGCCACCAAGCCCGUCAGCGAGGCUUUGCUUAACGAGAAGUGGGACCGCGCCAUCUCCUCUGUGCUCAUCAAGUCCUCCCUCGGUCUGUCUUUCGGUGUUGUCUUCUCGGUCCUCCUCUUCAAGCGCAGAGCUUGGCCCGCGUGGGUUGGUCUCGGCUUCGGUGCCGGACGUGCCUGGGAAGAGGCUGAUGCCUCCUUCCGCCGCGGUGACUCCCCUAUCCGAGAUGCUUUGCGCCGUUAA
Messenger RNA from Penicillium expansum, 276 nucleotides. RefSeq names its product MICOS complex subunit MIC10. Lineage: Eukaryota; Fungi; Ascomycota; Eurotiomycetes; Eurotiales; Aspergillaceae. The transcript is spliced from 3 exons. The record is from RefSeq and is a predicted model, not a curated record. Gene Ontology annotation, cellular component: mitochondrial inner membrane; mitochondrion; MICOS complex. Bases 1 to 276 code for a protein of 91 amino acids.